Messenger RNA from Sphaerodactylus townsendi, 6000 nucleotides. Its product is annotated as sodium- and chloride-dependent GABA transporter 2-like. Bases 372 to 2228 code for a protein of 618 amino acids. Gene Ontology annotation, cellular component: plasma membrane. Lineage: Eukaryota; Metazoa; Chordata; Lepidosauria; Squamata; Sphaerodactylidae. Gene Ontology annotation, biological process: sodium ion transmembrane transport; neurotransmitter transport. Gene Ontology annotation, molecular function: gamma-aminobutyric acid:sodium:chloride symporter activity. The record is from RefSeq and is a predicted model, not a curated record. The transcript is spliced from 15 exons.
GGGGUAUAUACAGUGUGCUUAAAGGACUCCGGGAAAUAGCCGGUGAUGCUUUUAGGCACAACACAAAAAUAUCCACGAUGACUCUCUGGCAGUGGGUGAAUGGAGCGCUGGUAGCCAGGAGGAAGCUGAACUCCAGCUAUUUCCAGGCAGGAGCUGUGGCUGGGAAAAGGCAAAGGGACGGGGAGAGCCCAAGAGAGCCGUCUGAGUUCACACCUGAUCUAGAGCGGCCAUCCCACCCUCUCUCCAAGAAUCGCUCCAGCAAACAGCUGAAAGGGAAGGGCAAAGGCGGGAGGAGCCCUCCAACGUACAUAUGAGUGAAAGCAAACACGAGGAAAGCCGGAAGAGCUGCACAGAGGAGCAGAAAAGGUGGAAUGGAUUACAAAGUCCCGGGGGCAGUGAUCAACGGUGAAAUACCUGCACAGCCCCCUGGGGAAAAGAAGAAGAAAGAGGCAGCCGAUCAAACAUUAGAACGAGACCACUGGAACAACAAGCUGGAAUAUGUGCUUUCCGUAGCCGGGGAAAUCAUUGGCUUGGGGAAUGUCUGGCGCUUCCCUUAUCUCUGUUACAAGAACGGCGGUGGUGCUUUCUUCAUCCCGUACCUCAUCUUUCUCUUUGCCUGCGGAAUUCCAGUAUUCCUCUUGGAGACAGCCCUUGGGCAAUAUACCAGCCAAGGCGGGAUCACUGCCUGGAGAAAGAUCUGCCCUAUCUUUGAAGGAAUUGGGUAUGCGUCACAAGUUAUUGAAUCCUACCUGAAUAUCUACUACAUCAUCAUUUUGGCCUGGGCCCUGUUUUACCUAUUUAACUCCUUUUCUGCUGUCCUACCAUGGGCCAACUGCAACAACUAUUGGAAUUCAGAGCAUUGUGUGGAUUUCCUGAACAACACCAGUUUGGAGAAUGGGACAGUGUCAUCUAACACUACCUCCCCUGUCAUUGAGUUCUGGGAGAAGCGAGUUUUGGGACUAACUGAUGGACUACAUCAUCUGGGCACUGUCCGGUGGGAGCUGGCUCUCUGCCUUAUGCUUGCCUGGAUCAUCUGCUACUUCUGCAUCUGGAAAGGAGUCAAGUCCACAGGCAAAGUGGUCUACUUCACAGCAACAUUUCCUUAUGUGAUGCUUAUUGUCCUACUGAUCCGAGGAGUCACUCUGCCAGGCGCCAAAGAAGGGAUUGAGUUUUAUUUGAACCCAGACAUUUCUAGACUUGCAGAUCCUCAGGUAUGGAUGGAUGCAGGCACUCAGAUCUUCUUCUCUUAUGCUAUCUGCCAGGGAUGCUUGACAGCCUUGGGCAGCUAUAACAAAUACAACAACAAUUGCUACAGGGAUUGCUUCAUGCUCUGCUUCCUAAACAGUGCCACUAGUUUUGUGGCUGGCUUUGCCAUUUUCUCCGUACUGGGUUUCAUGGCGCAAGAACAGGGGGUGUCCAUCUCAGAAGUGGCCGAAUCAGGUCCUGGCCUGGCAUUCAUUGCCUACCCCAAAGCAGUAACCUUGAUGCCCGUAUCUCAGCUCUGGUCUUGCUUAUUCUUCCUUAUGCUGAUCUUCUUGGGGCUGGACAGCCAGUUUGUUUGUGUUGAGAGUUUGGUGACAGCCAUUGUGGACCUGUUUCCGGACAUCUUUCGCAAGAAGGGGCGGAGAGAACUGUUGAUCCUGGGCAUUGCAGUGAUCUGCUACCUGCUUGGUUUGCUUCUGAUUACUGAGGGGGGAAUGUACGUUUUCCAGCUGUUUGAUUACUAUGCUGCCAGCGGCAUGUGCCUUCUCUUCCUGGCGAUCUUUGAAGUCAUUUGCAUUGCAUGGGUUUACGGAGCAGACCGUUUCUAUGACAAUAUUGAGGACAUGAUUGGUUACCGGCCAUGCCCCUUGGUUAAAAUAUGCUGGCUUUUUCUCACACCUGGCGUUUGCCUGGCAACCUUCCUGUUUUCGCUCAUUAGAUACACACCACUCAAAUAUAAUAAUGUCUAUGAGUACCCCACAUGGGGCAUCGCAGUGGGAUGGCUGAUGGCUCUUUCCUCGAUGAUCUGCAUUCCCCUUUAUGUUGUGUACAUCUUACUGAAAACCAAGGGAUCUCUAAAACAGCGGUUAUGUCAGCUGACUGCUCCAGCAGGGGACCUGCCCCAGCCAAAGAAGCACUUGGUUGACUUGACAGGACAGUGGGACCACUCCAAGCCAGGAUGCCAGAGCCCAGCCAAAGAAGUGCUCAUCACUACAGAGAAGGAAACUGCCUUCUGGAGCUCCUAGGAGGUGUCUUUGUUUAAGUUUUGGAAAGGCUGGUGCUUAUUUCUGGUGGCUUUCCUUUACACGUGGUAUGAAGUCCUCUUCAGUCCCUCUCUGCCUUGGACAGAUUCCCCCCAAGAAGCAGAAAUUUCUGACCUGGGAUGGCUUCUUCUCUUCCAUCUUGACCUGGCACCCAGAAUGGGACAGGACCAACAGUGUUUUUCACAUAUGGACAACAACUAUUAGAAAGCUACGAAAUUGGGCCAAAUCUCAGUGAUAGAUCACAUGCUUUAUCUGCUUUAAGGCCCUGGUUGAAUCCCUGGAAUCUCCAGUUAGAAGGAUUUCAAUGGCCAGGUUAGGAGGGCAAACCCCCCUGCCUAUUUUGGAAAGUAAGUGCUAGCCACACUGGACAAUACUGGUCUUCAAGAAUCAAGAGUGUGACUCAAUAAAAAAGAAGCUUCCUUCAUGAGAUCAAAAGUUCUGGGAGGGUGCAUAGUGCAAGGGUACACCCCAUACAUUGGGGUCAGAAGGUCUUGGGUUCAAUCCCAGCCAUCUCCAGCUUUACAAAAGGGUCUCUGGUGACCAAUGUUGGCCAUAGUUGACAGUGCUAUGCUAUGGGAGCCAAUGACACCUCCAAGGCAGCUUCAUAUGGACUCAGCUUUUCAGGCUGGAGAACAUGCUUUGCAGACAGUUACAAAUUCAAGCCCCAGCUUUAAAGAAAGGAACUCUACUGGAAGUUCCAGGAAAGACUCUAGAACAGUUCUCUCUAGUGAAGUGUUCACAACACCUGCCAGUUUUCCUGGUGCCUGCUCGCUCCCAAAGGUACCUGAAUGGAACAGGGAGAAAAAAAGACCAGAGACCUUUGAGUCAAUCACUUCCAGCUGGCUUACUUAUAAAACACUGAUCUUACCCCCAGGUAGGAGUAUCCUAGCUAGCCUCACACUCACACACAGUUUGACCACAGAGUUUCUUAUCUCUCAAUAUGCCUGCUACUUUCUUUGGAAGUGGAUUCUAAGCCCUAUCUCUUCUCCAAACCAAAGAGCCCGUCCAGCUUUCCUGCACCUUCUUGAAGGGAGACUUUCUUACCUUAUUAAGCAGGCCAUUCCAUAAGGCAGGGCCACAAGCUCAGGUUCAGGGCACUGUUUUACCGGUUUAUAGGGCAGUAACAAUCCACAGUACCUUCAGAAGGCUUUGGUCAGGUGAGAAGGGCUCCCACAGAGAGAGGUAGUCCCAUGGAUAAGUGGUUCCUAAGCCUCAAAGGAUUUUGUAAAUAAUAAUCAUGGGGAAUGGUGGAACCUGAGUAUCCACCAAAAUUAUCGCUUAUCUCCAGACUAUAGAGAGCUGGAGAAAAUGAAUGCUUUGCAGGGUGGAAUUGAUGGCAUUGUAACCCACUGAGAUCCUUCCCAAGCUCAAUCCACAGAAUUCCACGAAUUCCCCAAUUUGGAGCUGGCAAUCAUAUCCCCUCCCCCAACCUCUGCUGAUGGUAAGGGCAGAUCUGGCAACCCUACAUUAUCAGUACUUCAAAGUUGUCUUUAGUGGCAGUUUCACAUAGAGCACAUUACAACAGUUUAAGCUUCAUGGUUACCAUGGAUUGGAUCCACAUGGAUUGGUCAGUCAAGGUAGGAAGCCAACCUCUGAACUAAAAAAUAUGGGGAGAAGGUUUUUGUGUGUGGGGGAGGCAACAGAAUUAGAUGGGGUGGUGGUAAACAAGGCUAGGUUUCCCAUUGCAGCACUGGCCCAUCCUUUGAUGCAUCUUUUUCUUUUCAAAACUUUUCCCACUGUCCAGUGCAAGAGUAUGCAGGCAAAACAAAAUUAAAGAGUUGAGAGUCAGUGGUCAAGAACAAGCUAGUUGGUUGGCAUCAAGGCAAAAGAUUAUACUCCACCAGCAUUUGAAGAUUUGUAAUUUGUAAAUACAUAUGAGGACUCUCCCUAUGAUCUGGUAUUCUCAGGCAAUUCUCCUAACCACAGUUGUUACCAGCACUGAUAUCUUUCAGAAUGAAGCCUUUGCCUUGCAUAUGAAUGUACAAACUUACCUGGAAUGAACUGCUCUACCAAGCUCAUCACUAGUCCAACUGGUGCCAGGUCUCACAGGAGCUCAGGCAAAGACAUUUCCCGGUCCUUCUAACUGCGAUCCUUUCAAAGGGGACACUGGAAAGGAAACCAACAGGGUCCUUCUGUAUACAAAAUGUAUGCUUUACUGCUGCUUUUCAGUUCCUCUGCUCAUCAGUAAUAAAUUGGCAGCAAAACAUUUUUUUAAAAAAAAAUUGUGACCAAAAGGUAUCAAUGCUCCUUUCCUUUCCUUGUGCCUUCACUCCCUCACCAAAUUCCUGACAAAACAUUUCUAAUCCUCAAUAAAUAAAUAAAUAAUACCGAUGUCGGAAAUGAUAUCAAUUAUGCAAAAGAAGCAAAGGCAGCAAGAUCUGCAUAAUUUAUUUUAAUUGCAGGGAUUUUAGGUGCUUCUUUCGCUCACCCUUUGGAAGCUGCUGCUUCUUCUUUUUUUUUUUUAACCAAGUUGCAAACUGCUGUUUGGGCUCCAAAAUCAGAACCGAGCGCUCGACCCCUCUCAUUUCAUGAGGGCCUAGAGGAGAAGAAGGUGAUAAAUUGGAAGCAAGAUGAGUUUGCCAGGAAAAAAAAAGUGUCAAAGCCAUUUAAAAUCUUUUUUUUUUUGCAAACUUUUGAGAAGAAGAUACCGGUGCAGAAAGAAAAUGCAGCAGGCUGACAGGAUUUCAACUUGAAUGUACCACUUUUGAUGUAGCUCUGUGUGACGUUCUCGAGUUGCUGGAAAACGAAAAGAAAUGUGACUUGAACAGACCUGCCCUAAACUUAAAUGCCUAAACCAUAUUAGCAUACAUUGGAGACAUGUAAGAAAUACUGAAAAUGAAAUCUCACCAGAUACCAGCUUAGCAAUUAUGAUGCAAAGGCUUGGAUACGGCUUGUGAUGCAGAAAGAACAGAUGGGAACGGAAAGCCCAUCUGGCUAGAAAACCAAAUAUUGUGGACUGGAUUUCCUUCCUUUGUAAAACCUCGCUCAAAUUCGCAGUCAACUAAAAACACUGACUGGGACCUCUCACUGCAAGCCUUGUAGCUUGAGCUGAUUCAUCUUUACUUGCAAUAAGUAAAAACAUAUUACUUCAAAUUAUCCAAAUAAUCUAUUUGGAUAAGUUUAGGAAUUAAGCUUACUAGGGGCUGUUCCCCACUUACCAAUUGUUGUGGGCCAAAGGGCGUCUACCCCGCGUGCGUUAGACUCCGCAGCUUUUGAGCACAGAGAAGUUGUUCCCCACAUCAUUUUGCUCUUCGGGAAAUCUUCCCUAAAGAACGCGGGGUCAGAAUUGCAGCGUUCCCCAAAAGCACAUGUUCCACAGUGAUUGCAGCCAUUGGAGGGCAGGUCUCUGUUUUGAUUGGCUGGUCGGACUCUUUUUUUGUCGUCAACACGUGCACACGUCAUCAUAACGUUGCUGGUCGCGUUUUGUCCACCUCCUGUUCUGGCUUCUGAUCGGCUUGUUCCUUGUGGCGCACUAAUAUCUGCCGAUGUCCCCCACAAUACUCCAAAAUGUUGCUCUUCCGACCAGGUCCAAAAAUGAUGCGCACUAAGGGGGCAGAAGAGCGUCAGAAUUGGGGUGGCCGCAUUGCCGUUGCUGGUGCCGUAGGGAGCGCUGCAGAACCCCGGGUCAGAGGUGUACUGCAGGUAAAGAUAAAGGUUUGAGCAGGUAAAGGAUAAAUUGCAACAAACUGCAAGCAUUUGUUGUGGUUGUUACGCCUUUCCCCCGUGCAAUAAAGCAACAUGCCCUGAAGAAUAA